Diaporthe batatas is the source of this 591-nucleotide messenger RNA. RefSeq lists its product as uncharacterized. Lineage: Eukaryota; Fungi; Ascomycota; Sordariomycetes; Diaporthales; Diaporthaceae. The transcript has a single exon. Bases 1 to 591 code for a protein of 196 amino acids. The record is from RefSeq and is a predicted model, not a curated record.
AUGCUGAAGUCUAUCAUCUCGACAUCCCUGGUCCUCCUGGCCGCAGUGGCGAAUGGCCAGACCACACCCACGCCACCGGGCCUCGAAUUCCUGUACUCGCUGAACUGCACCCUGGGCGACCAGUUCAGCACCGGCGUCGGCCCAUACGGUGAGGUGCGCGUGAUCCCCAUCACGGGAGGAACCUUUGAGGGGCCAAAGAUCAAGGGUAAGUCUGAUGGUCGGGGCCACUCGUGUGCUGUGCCCGUGUGUCUGGUUGGCUCAGUUCUCACCAUACAUACACUCUUCGCAGGGGAGGUGCUCGACCUCGGUGCGGACUGGAACUACCUCGACAACCGUGGUGUCACGCACCCGGACACGAGGUACUCGCUGAGGACCGACGACGGGGAGAACAUCUACAUCAAGACGGCGGGGUCGGACCAGGGCGACGGCACUGCGCACCUCCGGGGCAUCUAUGAGACGGGCUCUGAGAAGUACUUCUGGCUCAACUACAUCACGGCCGUCGGCAUCCUGCGCGGUGGUGCAGGCAACUAUGUCUUGAUCGAUAUGUGGUACAUCACCACACCCCCGAACGGAACUGUCUCGGGUGCUUGA